UUAUUUUAGUCAGUCAGAAAUUUUCGCGGCGCGUGCACACGUCCGCCGAAAACAAGCGAAAAACGGUCUUAAUCCAAAGUAAUUAGAUUCAAAAUAUUAAUUAAUGUAGUGCUUUUAAAUGUCGAAUACUUAGGAAGUGUUUUUUAAUUGGUAGAUUUUGACAAGUGACGACGGGCCGCCAUCUUGGUUUUUUUCUCAGUCGCUUCCAGACAUUCGAACAGUGUUAAGUGAAAGUGUAAAAUGAUGACAAUCAGCGAGAACCAGUAUUCCUCCAACAAAAUGUCCAGUUUCUACUCCGUCAACGACCGGGUAGUCCACCGAGACAGCUAUAAUGAUGUGAACAGCAGUUCCAGUGUCAACAGCGCGCUGGUAACCAAGCGCGGCUUCAAGCCUUCGGACAUGUAUGACCCUCAGAAACGGGAGUUCCUGACGAAACUCAGUUAUAAGUUAUUCCCUGUAAGUUUGAAUGAUGGAGAAUACGCCCGGAGCGACACAGUCGCCAUUUUACCCUCCAUGGACCAAGACAUAGAAAAUCUGGAGAACGCCCCGAUGCUGAGCAAGCAGGUGGACCUGAACAAGAUCUUCACGCCGGCGCCUGAUGCUGAGGAACACCUCAUCAAGAAGGAUCGGAAGUUUGAGAAAACCUUCGCCUCGUCAGCGUUCUACGUGCCCGGAGUCCACCCCACGGUCAAAGAGCAGAUGGACUUGGCCAGAGCAAUCUCGAGGAGUCUGAGCGACCAGAGCAACCACAUGAGCCGGGGGCAGAGCAUGUAUGUGAACCGGAAGAAGCGAUCCGUCAAAUGGGUGCAUGAGGGCAGAGGUCGCAACACAACGAAUCUUUCCACCACACCAACGCCGGUCCCCACACACGACACACCUUACCGCCCGCCAUCUAGUCUCCGCAACCAGAAGACCUACCCAAAAUCUGCACUAAAGCACCCGUUACCUAAAAUGGAGCCGUUCCCAGUCUCUCCGCCAACAAUUAUUGUGCAAAACCAGGAGGUCCCUAUUCCUAUGGCUCCGACGAAGUUGAAUGAUGUGUACGCGGCGCCUGUGAGUCCUCGUCUGCCGUUGGUGUCAGGACCGAAUUUCAAUGUGGCGCCGCGCGGGUGGGGAGAGAUGAGGGAUUACUACAGACCUGUUGCGCUAGAUGUCGCUGGUGCGGCUCCGCGUUAUUCUGAUUUUUAGGUAGCUCUGGCCGCGUAGCCACCAUGCCAAUCGCUAACGCUUCGUAGCGAUCGAAACGCAACUGUUACUGUCGCACUAAUAUGGAAGAGUGAUAGAGAGACAUAAUGCUUUUCGUUGUCGAAGCGAUAGCGAUUGUAACCUUGGCUAGGCCGGCUGGCUGCGUAGCCAACAUGCCAAUCGCUAACGCUUCGUAGCGAUCGAAACGCAACUGUUACUGUCGAACUAAUUUGGAAGAGUGAUAGAGAGACACAAAGCGUUUCGUUGUCGAAGCGAUAGCGAUUGUAACCUUGGCUAGGCCGGCUGUUUAUAUUAAACUUAGAGUCGGUUUAAGCUAACAUGAUGACAUUGGCACACUAUUGCAAAUGCAAUGCAGAGUUGGCUUGGUCUGGCUCUAUCUUCUUUAUUUUCUAGAUACUUUGGCGAAUUUACUACCCGAUUAUUACUAGAAUGACACAUUGGUUAAGAUUGGGGUAAUCGAGUUGUCAUUUUUUGUAUCCAGUCUAAAUAA
Messenger RNA from Cydia fagiglandana, 1696 nucleotides. RefSeq lists its product as uncharacterized. The transcript is spliced from 6 exons. NCBI's taxonomy places the organism in Eukaryota, Metazoa, Arthropoda, Insecta, Lepidoptera, Tortricidae. Bases 241 to 1188 code for a protein of 315 amino acids. The record is from RefSeq and is a predicted model, not a curated record.